Messenger RNA from Anopheles moucheti, 3745 nucleotides. Its product is annotated as MOXD1 homolog 2-like. Gene Ontology annotation, biological process: norepinephrine biosynthetic process; dopamine catabolic process; octopamine biosynthetic process. NCBI's taxonomy places the organism in Eukaryota, Metazoa, Arthropoda, Insecta, Diptera, Culicidae. Bases 568 to 2682 code for a protein of 704 amino acids. Gene Ontology annotation, cellular component: secretory granule membrane. Gene Ontology annotation, molecular function: copper ion binding; dopamine beta-monooxygenase activity. The record is from RefSeq and is a predicted model, not a curated record. The transcript is spliced from 8 exons.
ACGUGAGCGGUGAGCAAUGUUGGUGUGAAGCGUGUGAAUGAAGUGGUUUUCCCAUUCUACUGUGAAGAUAGCAGGCGAAACCGUGCCGAAAUACGGCUUUAAGGUGAAUUUGUGGUGAAGAAGGAAUUAAAAAGUUGUGCUAGUGUUUAGGCUUCAACUAUCGCCGCCCGCCCCCAAAAAAAUAAAAUAAAAACGUACCAAGGGCACGGUAAUACGAGACGAAAACCCUUCAUCUUCACUCCGGCGGAACAGGAAAGCUGUUUUGACAGGUUUUGUUUUUGAAUAAGCGUCACCAUAGAACAACUCAUCUGCAAGCCCAAGCCGGUUCACGGAUCAAAACAAUCGUUCGCCUUGAAGCUGUUUUAACGUCAAAGUGCUUUGUGUCCGGAUGUGUGUUGAGUGUAUGCGUGUUGAUCGAUGAGCAGGAGCAGUGCGAGAGGUUCGUCCUCAGGGCAGUGAAAGAUGCGCGAUGCGAGAAAAGCGAGUGGCUAAAAGUGGCGCAUAAAGUGAUCGGUGUAAUCCUUGCCUAGAGGCGCAUAAAUUCAAGCCUUGUUUUGAGAGUUAAAUAUGUUACCGAUAAUGUGUGUCGUCGCACGGAGAGGGAUGCCGUCCUGCUCGACGGUUGCAUGUGCGGCGGUGGUGAUGCUGGUGAGCGUUCUGUCGCUCGUGGCGGGUGCCCACUGGGACCAUGCAAUUUUCCUGGACGACGACUAUCGGCUGCUGUGGAGCAUCACCGGCCAGGACAUCACGUUCGAGGUGCAGGUCCGUACCCACGGUUACGUCGGUUUGGGGUUUUCAAAGGACGGUACCAUCUACGGUGCGGACAUGGUCAUCGGCUGGGUCGACCAGGGCCAGGUACACUUUCAGGAUCGACACGUGAAGAAGCAUGGCAAUGGUGAACCGUUGGUCGACUCCUCGCAGGAUUACGUGCUGCUGCUGGGCUACGAGAACCAAACGCACACCGUGCUGCGUUUCAAGCGCAAACUGGACACGUGUGACGUGGCGUACGACGUACCAAUCACGAACGAUACGAUGCGCGUGAUCUAUAUGUACCACAACAAGGAACCACACACGGCCGGCAGCCUUCCCGAUCCGGUCGAAGCGUUCAAGCAGGCCCGCUCGCUCUUCCUAACCCAGCGGAUCAACCAGGCACCGCUCAAACCGGAUCCACGGCUCCGGACGAUGGAGUUGCUCAAUCAGGACGUAAACUUGCCGCAGGGUGACGGUACCCUGCACUGGUGCAAGAUGUUCAAGCUGAACGAUAUCAAUCGCAAACAUCAUCUGAUUAGGUACGAGCCGGUGUUUGAUUCCGGUACGAGUGCCUCCUACGUCUAUCACAUGAUACUGCACGAGUGUCAAGGCUCGUCGCCGGAGCUGGAAAUUAUGUCACGUGAAAAUGGUUGCCCGUGCUAUCGGGCGGACAAAUCGAUUCUGACCUGCAACUCGAUAGUGGCGGCAUGGACGCGCGGUUCGGAGGGCUUUUCAUUCCCCAGCCAAGUCGGCUAUCCGCUCGAGUCGAAUCAGGCGCGAUUCUAUCUAAUGGAGACACACUACAGCCUGUCCGCCAAUGAGUACACCUGGCCACCGAAACCGAAGGCAAUGGUGGACAACUCGGGUCUUCGGCUGUUUUACACCAGCACGCUCCGAGGACAGGACGCGGGCGUCCUUUCGGUCGGUAUGGAUCCGAACUGGAGACAUAUCAUCCCACCCGGGCAGGAACACGUCGUCUCCGAGGGUCACUGUGUGGGUGAGUGCACACAGCGGGCAUUCGCCCGGGACGGUGUCCACAUCUUCGCCGUCAUGAUGCGGACGCACCAAAUAGGGCGUCAGAUCAAGCUGCGCCAAAUCCGCCACCGCGAGGAGCUACUCCCGAUCGCGCAUGAUCGCAACACCGACUGGAACUAUCAGGAGUACCGGCGAUUAUCGACACCGGUGCGAGUCCUACCGGGCGAUCGUCUGAUAGCGGAAUGCAUCUACGACAGUUCGGCACGGGCCGCUAUCACACUCGGUGGGUUGACAACACGGGAAGAAACCUGCCUGGUGUUGGCACUGUACUACCCCCGCCAGAAAGAACUCACCACGUGUCACUCGCUGCCGAGUUUACCCACCGUUAUAAACUCGCUCGGCAUCAAUGAGCUAGUGCCAGGAUCCAACCCGGUGCGGAUCGCAUCACCACCCGAGCUGUCUGGGAUGACCCUCGAGACGCGCUUGAUUUCGUACGACUGGCGAAACAAUUUCCGCAGCUUCCAGUACGUCACCAGACGAGGAUCCUUUAAGCCGUUGUGCUGGAGCGCCAAGAAUCAGCCAAUGCCGGGGACGGAAAAUCUGGAAGGGUUCGCACCGAACAUCACCAAAUCGUACAAGCUGAUACGAUCGUGCAGCUUCGUUGGAAGUACGAACGUCGCCAACGUGUUCUUCCAGAACCGGAACCGCUACGUGACGGAGUCGGAGACAAGCGUCGACCUCACCGGGGUCGAUGAUGGUGACGAUGACGAUAUCGAUAGCAACAACGUGAUAGAGGGUGCCGCCCGGAGUAAAGUGUCCCGCAGCUCCGUCACGGAGUCGAUGGGUUUGAGCGGUGGGCCAGCCACGUUCCGUCCAUUGGCCAUCGCAACGAAAAUGAUUGCAUCGCUGCUCUUCAUCAUCGUCGUGCUCAACUCGUUCCGGAUAGCGACGGUGUAGAGCGGGAACGGUGCCCCACCGCGGGAGAGAAGUUGCGACAACUUGCCGCUGUGUUAGAUGCAUCAAAUCACCAAAGAGUCCUAGAUUCGACGACGCCGUGCGUUCGAUGAACGAUUGCGAGCAUUGUGUAAAUACAGCAUCCCGGGUAUGUAAGUGAGUGUGAUUGUCCAGGGGAGGGAAAAAGGAAGGGAUGAUGGAUGGAAGAAUGAUCGUUUUUCGGGUUUUGUGCCGGAAAACUGUACCGCUAAGCAAUGAUUACCGGGGUUACCUUGUAUUCCACCAGGUGGAAAGAUUGUCUGUUUACUUUGUCUUUAUUUAACUGCAAAACUCAAGUAGUUUAUAAAUGUUGUAAAAAGUGUUGGAAGAAGAGCAAAAGGUGAGAAAAAGUGGAUAAAAGUCACAGACCGUGUGCGCAACGUGCGUAGUGCAUCGAACCUUAUAUUGAGAAGAAAAACGCACAACAAUGCCGAGACAGAGGAUAUAAAGUAGAGGAAAAAAAAUCCGUGUCAAAAACAUAAAUCGAUACACAUAGAAAAUGAGGCAAAAACAAAUAAGCUAAACAAGCAGCGAUAACUUUUUCCCCUUUUUUCACUGUACAUAGCCUAGCCAACAGUUUUGGCAUCUGUUUUUUUUUUUGUAAAUAGCGCCUUUUUGUAAAAAAAAGAAGAAGAAAUCAAGAAAAGUUGUAGAUGAACGUGAAAAAUAAGGCAUAAAUGCAACGAGAGGAGAAAACAUUAAAAAAAACUAAGUAGGAAGCAAAAAGUGAAAAAACAAAAAGAUAAAAAAAAACCAAUAGAAAAACAAAAAACAACUAAAAAUGUUCUUGUACACUCGGUAGCAAAUGGUGCAACAUUAUAGAUGUCAACGUGGUAGUGUAAUUUAGAAAAAACAAGAAAAAGCGAACAACCGUCAUGCCAGUAAGCAAAAAAACGAAGGUGAAAACAAAAACACACUAAAACAACUGUGAAUAAUAAUAGCAUCGGUGUCUCUGUGAGUGCUGGGUAAGGUUGGAAAAAUCAUACAACAAAAAAAAAAUCAACCCCAAAAUAGUGCGAAUUAAAUA